Cheilinus undulatus (humphead wrasse) is the source of this 2912-nucleotide messenger RNA. RefSeq names its product DNA fragmentation factor, alpha polypeptide (gene dffa). The record is from RefSeq and is a predicted model, not a curated record. NCBI's taxonomy places the organism in Eukaryota, Metazoa, Chordata, Actinopteri, Labriformes, Labridae. The coding region runs from base 102 to 1067 and encodes 321 amino acids. Gene Ontology annotation, biological process: apoptotic process; regulation of apoptotic process. The transcript has 6 exons.
UCCGUGUUCGAAACUGCUGCAGACAGUAAGUGAGACUGCAGUGUUUAUUUGUCAGUUUUAAGCUUAAUAAAGGAGAGGUAUUUCUCCUCUAAAGGCCCCAAAUGACGGAUUGUAAACCUUGUAGGGUGUGCAAUUACACCCGACAGAAGUCAUAUGGGUUGGCCGUUCCUUCCCUGGAUGAGCUGAAAGUAAAAGGUUGUGAGUUUCUUGGCUUCAACCCCAGUGAAUCAGUCACAGUGGUCCUGGAGGAUGAUGGGACGAUAGUAGCGGAUCAGGGCUACUUUCUGUGUUUACCCACAAACACAAAGUUCAUGCUGCUGAAUGAGAAAGAGACAUGGUCUCCAGUCCGCAAAAUGGACGGCGGCACGGCCUGGAUGGCCAGGGAGUCUGUGGUGCUGGAGGCUGAUGCUGUGGACACUUCAAGCUCUGCAGCAUUAUGGUGGGACCUGGCUCAGCAGCUGAGACAGGACCUUACCAGCAUCAUCCUUAUGUCCGACGCAGACCUUCAGACUCUAGUAGAGGCUCCAUGCUCUGAACUAGCCUCUGCUCUGAACUUCCAAGAGAAGAGGACAGAGGACCUCCAGAAGACACUGCAGAGAGUUCUGGACCGACGAGAGGAGGAGAGGCGGUCCAAGGAGUUGCUCCAGCUCUACCUUCAGACAGCGGAGAAAGAGGAUGAACAGCAGGGAGAGCCAAGUCAACCUAGCCAGGAAGGGGCUGGAGACAUGGAUGUGACUGAUGGAAUGGAGGUGGACUCUGCGUCUGGAUUCAUGACUAGGACACUGAUGGUGCUUAAAGGCAAAACAAGCCCAGAAACAAGACUCUCCACUGAAGACCUGCAGAUGGUAGUGAGUAGAGGUGUGGACGCCAUGGUUUCAGUCCUGGGCUGGGACAAAACAAGGACGUCUUCACUGCUGUCAGCCUGUGAAGCCGAGCUGACCAAGCGUCUCCAGCAGAUUCAGGCCGUGCAGUCCAUCAGGAGUAGUACCCAGCCAGACAGCAGCCAGCCAACCAAUGAGACGACCCAGGAGGACAUUGUAAAAGCUCCAACUGAAGGCAGCAACUAGGCCAAAGUUUUCCCUGAGCAGAGACUGAUAACAAUGACACUACCUGCCUCAGGGUCAGAAGAAUGGGAUUUUGCCUGUGUUGCUGAUAGUAUCCAUAAUGCUGGAAUUUAUGAAUGUUAAUAAUGUUGAUGUUCGGAUCACUUUGUUCACCUUGUUAACCACUUGACUGCACCAAGAGAGAGCAGCGUGAUUUGCAUGAGUCAUGUUUAUCAAAGACAUUUGUGCGUCAACCACUGGCUUCAACUUUUAUGGCUUCUUAUUUUGAAGCCGUCAAACUUUUUUAAAAUGCAGAAAAAAACAUCAGUUUAAUACUUUAAGAAAUAGUUGCAGAUUUAAGAGGAAAUGCCUUCUUGCUUUGUUGCAGAUAUUAAGUUGGUACAGCUGAUAAUCUCAGAUCUGUAUCUUAGCUAUUAAACUGGAAUAGCAGCCUGCUAGAUCAGCUUAGUUAGUGUUAAGACUGAACAAGAGAAAAACACACUGCCUGGCUUUGUCAAGAGUUAAAAAAUAUUCUGACUAACAAUAAUAUCAUAUCCUCUAGGGCUCUCCAGGAGGUUUGCAAAAGAAAUAAACCUGGACAUAAAGUUUAGUUGAAAAAACAGCAGAAACAGCUUCAUUGUGUUAAUGUUUAUAUGCUGCUCCCACUGAAACAGUGCCAAUUAAAACAGAAACUAUGCACUAUUUUUUAUUUUACAACAAGCUGCAAUGCUGAGUACAAUAAGGAGAAAAAUAUUACAAACUACCUAUAAAAGCAUCCUGGAUUUCCAGCAUAUUAGUAAUACACAAUACAAUACAGAAUACAUAAAAAAUAAUAUGAUACCCUUUGCUAUUACUUCAAAUAGAUUUACAUCUUCAGCAUCCAAGGGAUGAAAUGUUGAAUUGAGCAGUUUGUUAUUUAUAUCAGCUGAUAACCAAACUGAUCCUAUGCCAUAUGUAUGACAUGCUCCUGCUUGUGUUUGCAAGCAACUUUUGCCAAAACAAAAACAAUAGUAUACUGUGCCAUAGUUUUUAGAGACCAGUAGACUUCAACAAAAAGUUGAAAAAAAAAACAAAAAGCAUUUUUACUGCAAGUAAAAGCAUUUUUAAAAUAAAGUUUCACCCACCUAAAUGUGACAUUUCCCCCCCUUUUGUGUAUCUUGGUAGUAAAAUGUCUGUUGAGAGAAUUUCGAAAUUGUAAGUUAUGAUAGCCUUGGGUGAAAAGGAGCAUAGAGGAAGACAGCAGGCCAAAUCAAGAUUAAAAGAAACAUGUUUCUUGUAUUCAUUCUCAAUAAAGGUAAAGAGAGAUAAUUUAUAUAUUUUAAUGACUAGAAUGCAUUAGUCCAUAUAUCUAAGCACAUACUUGUGUUUAUUCAGUGUAAUACACAAGAAAUUCUGCAAUUACAAACUGUACAUGAAAAAAAAUUUUUUUUUUGUAUUGUAUGUAAAAGUUCUUACUUUGACCAAACGGAUUGUGCAGCUUAGUAUUUUUGUGUUAUUAUCUGUGGGACAGUCAUUCAUCCAAGUCUCACUGAACAGAUCAUCUCCAACAUUAUGUAUCAGAAUGAUGUGGCUUCACCUUUGAAUUAGGCUCAGUAUUUUAGACAUCCUCUAUUAUGCAUUUUAUUGAAAUUGUGUAUCAAUCUUAUGGCAUUGUGAUGUAAGAUGGUGUGCUUGAUGUGUGUAGGUCUCUGACUCAUAGGUUACAUAGGAGAGGGCUAUUGUCAUGCCUAUCAUAGAGUGUUUUCAAGUCUUAAACAAUGUAUGCAAUAGACUAAAGAUUUAAAUUUGCAGAAUGAUGUAUUUUGAUGAGAAUUAGAUGUUGCUGCUGGCUCAUACAUUAACAUUAAAUACACACCCAUGUGGAGCAUU